Molecule: messenger RNA, 1576 nt
Organism: Closterium sp. NIES-67
Lineage: Eukaryota; Viridiplantae; Streptophyta; Zygnematophyceae; Desmidiales; Closteriaceae
Source: the annotation of a GenBank genome assembly
UGUGACGAUAGAUCUUGAGAAGAUCUUUCCGACGCAACAAGAAUCCCUUCAAUCGGAGCAAGAACGGUUGGUUGACCCAACCAACCCAAACCUUCAUCUACACUACAACACUGACAUACUACAUGCUAUAGAUAUAGGAUAUAUUGUAACACAACCCCUUAGCAUGUAGAAAUGAGAGUAGCUCAGCUUCACAGGACGAGAGAGCGAUGGCGGAGGAACUAGUGGAGCACCAGCUGAUGAGGCCGCUGCCGAGGGCAAAGCCGUAUCCUUGAGAGGAGCACCGGUCAGGCUGGCAGUCUGCCCAGGACGAGUCACUUUAGCCACCGAGGGUGGCAGGAGCAGUGCCACCAAGAGUGAGGGCGUAGCCAUUCGUGCCAUGGAGGUAGCAAAGCACUCUUUUGGCCGCAGUCCAGUGUUCGUCCGUGUGGCGCCCAGUCCCGACGAAGCGGGCGAGGACGCUGAUGGGGUAGGCAAGGUCGGGGCGGGUGCACAUCAUGGCGUACAUGAGGGAGCCAACGAGUGCGGGGUAGGGGUUGGUGGAGGAGAUGGGUUGUGCUGGUGGUGCGAGCUGAUGGCCGAAUUCAAGGGGGGUGGAGACUGGGCGGGUGCUGGCCAUGUUGAAGCGGGUGAGGACGUUCUCAAGGUAGAACUGCUGCGAAAGGGUGAUGGUGCGGGAGGCACGGUCCCGUGUGAUGGUCAUGCCCAAGUAGUUUUCCAGCUCCCCAAGAUCCUUGCAGGCCAGAUGUGUCUGAAGGUCGCGCUUGACCUGUGUCAUCUCCGCUACAUCAUCCGCGACCAGGAUCAUAUCGUCAACGUAGACAAGGAUGUAGAAGCGGGAUGGGGUGGUACGGAUGAACAAGUUGACAUCUGCCUUGGAGGGGGAGAACCCGAGGGCGUGGAGAGUGGAAGCGAGUUUGUUGUACCAUUCCCGAGGUGCCUGUUUGAGGCCGUAGACUGGGCGACGGAGGUCCCAGACAGUGUCGGGGGGGAAUGGCUCGUGAAACCCUUGGGGUCGUUCCAAGUGGACCUCUUCAUAGAGUAUGUUUUGGAGAAAGGCAUUGGAGACAUCCAUGCAAUGGAUGACCAUGUUGAGGCGAGCCGCCAUGUCGAGGAUGGCGCGGAUGGUGGGAAGUUUGGCCGUGGGGGAAAAAGUGUCCCAAUAGUCGAUGGCCGCCCACCAGUGGCGGGCAUCAGGACAGGUGGUGGCUUCACGGAAGUUUCCAGGCACGAAAAUUGCGGAAGUGCCAGAGAAAGCGAAGACUAGGGAUCCUCCAAAGUCCAGAAUUACUGGAGCUAGGGUGGGGUGAUUAGGAGGAAAGGUGCUGGUUGAGGAAUUCGCCCCCACCGUUGGAGUGGAAGCGACUGAUAGUGCGGCGAAAGUGAGUGUGUGCUUGGGUUGCCCAAGCGGUGAUGGCUGCUGCGGCCUCAGCUUUGGAGCGGAGGAGGGAGACAGUGGAGUAACGGCUGUGGUCAUCAAUGAUGACGAGGAGGUAGCGGUGGCCCAUGCAAGUGGGCUGUGGGUUUGGUUCCCAAAGGUCAAGGUGCACGAGGUCAAGGGGUGCGGGUGCAUAGGAAG